This is a messenger RNA of Charadrius vociferus (killdeer), 951 nucleotides long. RefSeq names its product zinc finger protein 367-like. The transcript has 6 exons. Gene Ontology annotation, biological process: regulation of transcription by RNA polymerase II. Gene Ontology annotation, molecular function: DNA-binding transcription factor activity; RNA polymerase II cis-regulatory region sequence-specific DNA binding. The record is from RefSeq and is a predicted model, not a curated record. Bases 1 to 951 code for a protein of 316 amino acids. NCBI's taxonomy places the organism in Eukaryota, Metazoa, Chordata, Aves, Charadriiformes, Charadriidae.
AUGGCUGCUCCAGCCUACCGUGAGCAGUUCUCCAGUCUGGGUGGAUCUCAAGAACUGACUGUAUUAGAGGCUGAAGUGAGCCUAACUGGGAAUAAAUGGGAGAAACACCCCAUUGUUAUUGGUCCAGAUGCUCCGUGCAUCCUUGGCAUAGACUAUCCCAAGAAAGGAUAUUUUAAAGACCCAAAAGGGUAUGACUGGGAUUUUGGUAUAGCAGCUAUAGAGACUGAGGACGUUACACAGCUGUCUACCUUACCCACUCUUUCAGAUGACCCUUCUGUUGUGGGACUGUUGAGGGUUGAAGAUCAGCAGGACAGGAUAAGACGUGGCCGACCAAGAGCAGACACAGUUCGUGAUCUAAUAAAUGAAGGAGAGCAUUCUUCUAGCAGAAUACGUUGCAAUAUCUGCAACAGGGUCUUUCCACGAGAGAAAUCACUACAGGCACACAAACGAACUCAUACCGGUGAAAGACCUUAUUUAUGUGACUACCCAGACUGUGGGAAAGCCUUUGUUCAGAGUGGACAACUCAAAACUCACCAGCGUCUUCACACAGGGGAAAAGCCUUUUGUCUGCUCAGAGAAUGGCUGUUUAAGCAGAUUCACACAUGCAAACCGUCAUUGCCCCAAACACCCAUAUGCCCGGCUGAAGAGGGAAGAACUCACAGUCAAACUGAGUAAAGAACAGACGGCUGACAAUAAAGCUGCAGCUGAGUGGCUAGCGAAAUACUGGGAGACUAGAGAACAUCGUGCUCCCACUUUGAAAAGUAAAACAAUCCAGAAAACGGAUCAGGAACAGAAGGACCCAAUGGGAUAUCUUCAGUCUGAUGAAGAGGAUGGUGAAGAGAAAAAUAGCGCUCAUUCAACUGCUUGCCGCCGCCUCCAGGAACAGCGUGAACGCAUGCAUGGUGCAUUGGCUCUUAUUGAGCUUGCAAACCUAGCUGUGGCACCGCUGUGA